Messenger RNA from Daldinia decipiens, 1887 nucleotides. RefSeq lists its product as uncharacterized. NCBI's taxonomy places the organism in Eukaryota, Fungi, Ascomycota, Sordariomycetes, Xylariales, Hypoxylaceae. The coding region runs from base 451 to 1287 and encodes 278 amino acids. The transcript has a single exon. The record is from RefSeq and is a predicted model, not a curated record.
AAUCAUCUGACUCAAAGGUUCUAAGGCUUUAAGACUAAGGCUCUAAGGCUCUAAGGCUCAGGGAAUAAGGACCCAACAACAACGAACCGCAUACGAAUACCGCAACACGUAGCAUUUCGAAUCUCGCAAGCUUGCUGUCUUUAAUAUACCUAUACCAAUAUACGCCUUUCAUCUUUGCUACAAUAACUUGACUCGUCAGUUUCAUUAUCUUAUUGUUUCAUUGCCCUAAUAAGGUCAUCACAAGUCGUCAAGUCGGUCCAGGCAAUACGACGUAACCUGCAUCUUCCAUUUGUUACCGGCUUCGACCCACAAACUAAUCCACACCCCCACCAAACCCGACGCAGAAAAAGACCAAGCAAGAUCCAACUUGAAUCCUUUUGACUACUAUCCUAUUCCACGGCUAUAUUCUCGCUAGAAUCAACUUCGAAUUCCUUCCGUUCGAGCACAUCUAUGUCAAACUGCCCGACCAGCCGGUCAACCAUACAUCAUAAUUCUACAAUGGACGCAUUGAGGGGGUCUUCGCCAGCCAAGAACAGCGCGGGUUGUGAGUCACCCGAACAACUACUCGAUUCCUUCAAGGCCGCAGCGUUAUCCGUUACAAAGCUCUAUAAAACCUCAGUCGCCGCCCAGACAAAAGCCCGGGCCGAUGGAUACCAAGAUUGCUUGGAUGACCUCCUGGCCUUUCUUGAUAAGUCGAACAUUGGUGUCAGCGACGGCGAAGGGUGGCUAAUCCGGAAGUGGGCGACUGAGCGUCUAGACGGACGAGACAUAUCGCCCCAAACGGUGGAGAGCGAGGACGAAGUAGAAAAGCCCGAACCAGCAUCAUCACCCGAAAUCCACCAUUCCGGUAGCCAAACGCAUAUGUCCGCGAUGCGGAACGAACCCCACUUGCAGCCAGAGUCUGUCUCCGCGUCUGCCCAUCAGUCGACCGUCAACUCUCCUGCGGGGGAACAGCAAAUGAUUUCCGUUCCGACUCAGGACAGUUUCACCUUUCGGGCGUCACACCCAUACCCCCAAGAACCAUACCUAAAUUUGGAGAACCUGGACCUCUCAGAUUCGACUCGGACGAAUGAUGGCGCUAGCCCAGGGUCUUCCGCCGUCCCCAUCGCUCACCCGACUCGCUCGCGCACCAACAAGCGAGGACCCAGGCCAAGGCCUACGAAUCAUCUCGGAAAAGGGGCUGGUCAGAAGCGAACGAUCAACUUCGCCGAGCUAUUCAACGUAGGCGACAUACCAUUCGGAAAAGACAUGUUCGGAAGGGAAGGGAAGAGGAGUCGGCAUAACUGAUCAAGAACAGCCACUACACAUUUCUUGAUAUACCUGCUUCACUCAUCUUGCUCCUCGGAUGGGGAUGGGGAUGGGGAUACGAGACACGCAGCACAGCAGCUACGACGCUUGACGAAGUUAAUGGGGUUCGAAUUAGGAUUGGAAGGGGGACAUUGCAUGGUAGCACUGGCAAGCAUUUUGAGGCGUUGAGUACUAUGACAUCGGUUCCUUGUUGUCCUGAGAGGGCGUCCCGGAACUUUUGCUGCUUGCUUUCCUAUAGACCAAGGUCAAUCAAUAUAAAACCCAUUGUUCGAGUCUCACGAUUCCGCCGUAUCCGCGAUAGUAUAUUUCUCUUCGUGGAUAAGCAAUUGGCUCUAGGUCAAGUCCAAUGUACAUCCGAUCACUUCGAUGAGCAAUAGCAGCGUGAUGGGAUUUAUGUAUAUAUCGUUUGUCCAACGUGGUAAAUAGUAGAAACAUCCACGUGUAAUCAAGAGUCCCUGUUUCUCCGGAAUUCAUGUUUUAAUAUAACAAUCACUAAUAAUAACAUAGUAAUAACACGGCCGUCCAGCCCAAUGUUAUUACCGACAGCCAGCAGUUUUCUUUGACUUAUUAGAAGGAAAG